Messenger RNA from Aspergillus homomorphus CBS 101889, 750 nucleotides. RefSeq lists its product as uncharacterized. The transcript has 5 exons. Lineage: Eukaryota; Fungi; Ascomycota; Eurotiomycetes; Eurotiales; Aspergillaceae. The record is from RefSeq and is a predicted model, not a curated record. The coding region runs from base 1 to 750 and encodes 249 amino acids.
AUGUCAUCAAGGAUCAAAUCUGUGGAAAAUAAGAUUCAGAAGAGCCCGCAACAUGGGCUUGUUCCCUGCUCUGAAUUGGAAAAGAGUUUAUCUAUGGACCCUGCCGACGUGCGCGCUGAACCAAAUCUCAUUGAGAGAUGCUUUAUCUUGAUGGUGGCAAAUUUGAUCAACUUGUACCUAGAAAAUGCGCAGAGGAAGUAUUCCCUGACCGAGAAAGAACUUGAUGUUUGUGGACCCGUUGUGGGCGAAACCCUGACCACGAAUGAUCAAGCUUCGAUGAAUGAUUUGAUGAUUCAGAUGGCCAAUUAUCCUUCGGUACCUCUCCGGCUGCUUGAUCGGGCUCGUGAACCUUCGCUGUUGGUCGCUGAAUCACAGAAGGGUGGUACGAUUGCAACAUUCCGAGAUAAUGGAACGAUCAAGCGAUGCCGAACGUCCCCGGAUUCGUCGUCUACUCGUGACCACCAUACGGAGACGGGCCAACCUCGCGUUACACCAUGUGUUAGAGCAAACUAUGAGAUGGAAAUACUCCUGCCGCACAUUUCAGAUGGUGGAACAGUUUAUGCGCCGAUAUCUUUCGAAUUGAUCAGCCUCUACACUUUCAGCAUGUCAUCAACGGCGAGCAAUAGAUUUGACAUUACCCUCCUAGCCCCAUAUGUGACGAUCUCUUCUUGGCAUGAGCCUAUCAGUACCAACUAUUGGUCGAUGCAGCGGAGCCAUACGUGUAAGGAGAAAUUUACGCGUGAGCCCUGA